Molecule: messenger RNA, 1611 nt
Organism: Coniosporium apollinis CBS 100218
Lineage: Eukaryota; Fungi; Ascomycota; Dothideomycetes
Exons: 4
Coding region: 1-1611 (536 amino acids)
Source: RefSeq, a predicted model, not a curated record
AUGGGGGGCUUCUUUGGCACCGCCGCAGAGAGUUGGCGCAUGUUCAGCGGCGUGGAGAAGAGAAAUAUUAUGAUCUAUAUCGGCGGUAUCAUGUUGUACAAGUUUGGUCUUGAGGCCUUCAACGGCUCCAUCGUAGCGCUUGCAACAAAUCGCUACGACAACGAAGCGAAGCUCACCGGCACCACGGCCCGAACGUUCGAGCGCGUCGGCCUGCUGGUCGGUCUCAACCAGGCCUUCCAAUGUGUCGGCUCCAUUCUCAUCGCUCCCCUAAUCAAACGCUUCCAAACCAAGAUGGUCUUGGCGUCUGCCAUCUUUGUCUUUGCCAUUUUCACCGCGCUGCUCAUGAUCAUCGAUGCUGCAACCGGUGGCACCCUCAAGCCGAAGGGCGCGAAGAGCAGUGACUGGUCCUACUACGGCACAUACAACACUGAUGGCAUGAUUCCCAUCUACUGCCUAACUGGUAUUGCCUAUGGCAUGGUGGAGUUGAUUCGACGUGUCAUUCCCCGUGAUAUCGUUGGAGGUAAUGUCCAAAAGCUCCGACGCAUGGAUGCCUUGGUCCAUAUCUUUUACGAGAUCGCCGGUACCUCAGGAGCGUUCUGCACUGCUCUGGGCCUCAUCCCUUAUUUCGGCAACAACUUCUCCUUCAUCAUCACGCCGAUCUGCUUCACGUGCGCUGCCGGUGUGUGGUUCCUCAUCAGCAGGCUCGGAACCCCCAUCUCUGCGGAAGAGGAGCGCAGCCGACUUGCACGUACGGAGAAGCCGAACUACGUCAAGUCAAUCUCAGCAUCGAUCUUCUUGUUCUUCCAGUCCAUAUGGACCGGCGGCAAGAUAAUCUUCACUUCCCGCCGUUACAUCUGGCUCCUUCCCGGGUACACAUUUGCAUUAUACGGACAUCGUUACGUCGAGAACGGUGUCUCUCCCGCGAUUGCACGUCGGUACCUUGGAAACUCUGCGUGGUCCCAGAUCAUGGUCGGAGGUAGCAACUUUGGCGAACUUCUCGGUGCGCUCUUCGUCUUCCUCUUUACAAACCUGGUGACCACUCCUAUGCCCUGGCUGCGUCUAGACGCGCUUCUCUUGUUGAUUCCGUGGUUCUUGUCAUCUUGGUACCCUCCACGGAACGACGUGAACCAAGCCUGGAUCGUCGCGGGUGCCUUCAUUCCAGUGAGUUUUGGUUGGGCGGCGGGUGACGUCUCACUUGCGGCCUACAUCCAGGCGUCGCUGGCCCGCAAGGAAGCGGAGACGAAGAAUGUCAGUGCUCUCGGAGCCGUCAUGGCAUUCCUCUACAGCACGUACAUUGUCAUCUACGCCAUUGCUUCACCUUUACUUGGACGGUACAUCGACCGCGUAUCCGCGGCCAACGGUGGCGAUAUUCACGACGCUAUUCGGAACGUCGCUGGCGUGCAGUUCACCGUGAUUAGCGUCUGCGUUCUUCUUGCAUCCUUGGUACCCAAAGGAGCCAUCGCCUUCAACCCUAAGAUGCUUGACGGCCAGUCGUUGGAUUCCGACAUCGGUCAGACCUACGAGAAGGACCGGGAAAGCAGCGACAUCGAGCUCAAGGAUGAGAAGGCCGUCAUGCAGCCAGCUGUCAAGCCUGGAGAUGGGCCGUUGUAG